Molecule: messenger RNA, 409 nt
Organism: Symbiodinium pilosum
Lineage: Eukaryota; Dinophyceae; Suessiales; Symbiodiniaceae
Source: the annotation of a GenBank genome assembly
AUUGACGACUCGUUGGAUGCGGACAGCGAGAUGGAGAAGAAGUCAUCAGUGGAAAACAAUUUUGUGAUGGCAGUCACACAGAUCCGGCAAGAGUUGAACAACGACCUGAAGCAACUUGCCAAAGCGGCGUGCGAAUGGGAUGGCUGGUCCAUCUGGGAUGCGUUCAACAGGGAUCGAUCUAGAUCUCCGAUACGCCGAACGGUGGCCACGCAGACUGGAGAGGAUGUGGUAGAGUUGCAAGAACAAGGCGAUGGACGCGGUGGUCUUCAAGAUGUUCGUCACAAUGCUGCAGAAGUUCCGGAUCAACCAGCACUGGAUGGAGAAUGUAACAAUGGACGCACCAAGGAUCAGAUCGUUGCCAGCGCAGUACCAGAUGCGGACGAAGGGCGCGAGACUGAGGGCAAUGAGG